GACACCUUGUAUCCUGCUGCCAUCAGUUCCUUCCUUCAUUUUACAUGAAGCCAUGCUACUAAAAUUUUACACAGCUUUUGUGGCGGCGCUCCUCAUUUUUCCACAUUCCGGAAGGCCUCAAGAUACCGAAAAUGUGGACACAGUAUCCAACGACGACGCGUCUAAAGCGACCGACGCCGCCCAUUCAACAUUUGAUUUGGUGUCUAGAGAUAGCGCUGGCGUAGAGAACGGUGACGCGGGUACAACAUUCAACAUGACCAUCCUGCACACCAACGACAUACACUCGCGGAUCCUGGAAAGUACUAAGCGUGGUGUGCAGUGUAACGAUAGACAACGCAACAAAAGUGAAUGUUAUGGGGGCGUUGCAAGAAUUGCAAAUGAGGUGAGAAAACUGAAGAACUUGACUCAGAACCCAUUAUUCCUCAACGCUGGAGACUUCUUCCAAGGAACGUUAUGGUAUUCUAUACUGAAGUACAACAUUGUCGCUGCAGUCAUGGCAAACAUGUCUUAUGACACUGUGUGCCUUGGAAAUCAUGAAUUUGACGAUGGGCCAGCAGGGCUGGUGCCUUUCUUGGUAAAAAUGAAGGAAGCGAACGUUACAGUGCUCGGAACUAACUUGGAUACGUCGAAAGAACCCCUAUUCGCGCAGGAAAACAUUACGCUUCCGAAAUCUAUAAUAUACAACAUUUCAGGAACGCAAGUGGCACUGCUCGGGGUUGUCACUACGGAGACAAUGACUAUUGCUAAACCAGGUGGGGUGGUCAUACUCUCAGAGGCUGACAGCAUUAAUGCAGAGAUAGCACGGCUCAAAAAUGAAAGUCGUGUCGAUAUAUUCAUCCUGAUUAGUCACGUUGGUUUUGACGUUGAUCAAAUACUUGCGGAAAAGUGUCCCGAUCUAGACCUUAUAGUCGGAGGCCAUACAAACACUUUCCUUUACACUGGAGAUCCUCCAGUGAAAGACAAACCCGAAGGACCAUACCCCUACAUACACAACCGCACUAAUGGUGGGCGCUGCCUGAUCGUCCAAGAUUAUCGCUUUGGAAAAUAUCUCGGUUAUUUAGAGCUAGAAAUUGACCGAACCUCUGGAAAUAUUACCAGAUGGUCCGGAAACCCAAUUUUACUUAACCAGAGUUACACAGAAGACGAGGAAAUGCUUGAAAGCCUCCAGCCAUACAAGAAAAUAGUGGAUGAUGCUGUGAAGGAAGUCGUCGGCUCUACGAAGGUGCUUCUGGAAGCGAAUGAUAAGCUGUGCCGCUACAAAGAAUGCAACGCAGUCAACUUAAUGGCAGAUGCUUUCUUCGAUUACUAUACAAACAGGGAUAGCAUGGUCAAGAACGCUUGGUCCAUUGUGAACGCGGCAGUACUGAAUGGGGGUAUUGCAAGAGAUUCUAUUGAGCAAAAAGGCAACGUUACUCUCGGCGAUGUACUCGGUGCGAUGCCUUAUGACAGUGACCUGGUCGUCAUGAACAUGACCGGUCGUGACUUACUCAACAUGUUUGAAUUUGGUGUCACCAAUUUUACCUGGCUCCCUGACCUGAACGGAAGGUUCUUGCAAGGUUCAGGCAUACGAGUCAUUUACAACUUCAGCAUGCCAAGCGGAUGUCGCAUUAUGUCGCUGAAAGUGCUUUGCGCCAACUGCAGCAUACCGGUAUACAAUGAAGUUAUGGAAAAUGAGACAUACAGUAUUGUGACCACUACUUUCAUUGCAAACGGGGGCGAUGGUUUUAAGUUUGAAAGGACUGUCAAAUGGAAGACUGAAGGAGUGAGCGCUACGGACGCAUUGCUGGCUUACAUAAAAAAAAUAUCGCCCAUAAAAACUCCGGAAGAAGGUCGCGUGAUCACACUGGACCUGCCACCGAAGCCCGAGAAUACAACAACGUCCUCACCCAUUGCACAGCCCUCAACAACUGCGGACAACUCGGCAGUUACAAUGGCCUCAGUGAUGUCUCUAAAUGAGUGGAGGUCUAUGAGAAGAAAUUAUCUUUGGUGAUGUGCACACAGAUUGCGGAACGUACAUCACAUGUUGACAUAAAUAAAUAUUUGGUACCAGUAGC
This is a messenger RNA of Dermacentor silvarum, 2054 nucleotides long. Its product is annotated as protein 5NUC-like. Gene Ontology annotation, molecular function: 5'-nucleotidase activity; metal ion binding; nucleotide binding. Gene Ontology annotation, biological process: AMP catabolic process. Gene Ontology annotation, cellular component: plasma membrane. The coding region runs from base 53 to 1990 and encodes 645 amino acids. Lineage: Eukaryota; Metazoa; Arthropoda; Arachnida; Ixodida; Ixodidae. The transcript has 9 exons. The record is from RefSeq and is a predicted model, not a curated record.